AUGAAUGCGAAUUCAGUGGGCCUGCUAUUCGUAAACAAGACCUCGCUGUCCAAAUCUCUCUCGAAUAGUAAAGCUGAUUCUCAAGACCUCCGAGAAAUUAACCAGCAUGUCCAGCGAUCUCGGGAUCUGGGCAAAGAGAGGAAAAGCAGGAGGCGUGUCAAGAGAUCAAGCAUUCCUCUAGGCUGGACUUUCCUUCCACCUCCUCCAUCACCUACUACCAUCCGUCCAGUCCUGCGAAUCGCUGACCAACCUCACUCGAUCACUUCUGAAACAUCUAAACAAGGCCAUACCAGUAAUAGUACUUCACAAGGUCUCAAGACGUGCAGCCAUGACUCCUGUCCAACUAGUCCAUUACUGGACAUCGUCCGACCAUCUGGGACGUCGGCUGAACCUUUCGGUCAAUUCACGGUUUCGAUGAAUGCUGAGAAGCAUCGAAUUCUUCAAUACUUUGUUACCAAAUUCUUCCCAGCCGUGACGAGACUAGAUAUACUGUCUUUCAUUACUGGUAAUGAUCAAAACCCCGCCAACCCCGCCAUUCAGAUCAUCCGCAAAUCUUUGUCGGACCAUGUCCAUUUUUUGGCUCUGCUAACCGCCUCGAGCGCUCGCAUGAAAUAUGUGGAGCAGUACCACUUUGCACGAGAAGAUCUUCCAGAACGUUUGGCUGACGCCACCCUGAAGUUGCUCCGAAAGUAUCUUGCAGAAGGCCGGCCGGUAACGCAAGAGCUGCUACAAAGUAUACUCUACUUGUGGGCGAUAGAGAGCUACCGCAGAAACUGGGACGCCGUAUUGAUGCAUGGCAACAUGAUCAUGUAUCUCUGCAACACACACUUUGGUGGCUUCCAGAACCUCAAUCCCUACCUGCGACGUAUGCUAUGGAUUGCCGAUAGGUUUCAAGCUGCGGCCACAGCUAGGCACCCUUUAGUGGAGGAGCGAUGGGAAACCGAGGAGAUAACGACACUCCAAUCCUCUCGAGCCAUCCAAGCUCUACAAGAGCACAGCUGGGAGCCCAAUGGACGAGGUUUCUCUCGGACCAAAAUAAACUUCAGUCUUAAUUUUACCGCCAUCAUUGAGGCUGUCGUCAACCUUGCUCAUGUGAUACAAUGUCAGUGGGCUGAGGUUGCUGUUCUCUCUGAACUCCCUGACCGAGACUGGGCGGUUGCUCGUAGCUACACAUUAUCCGAUGAACUGCUUGGUUCCAAAGAUGAAACUUUGGAUGCAUCCAAUGCUAAUCGCCACUUCAAAUUGCAGGAUUGUGUCCGGUUAGCGCUUAUUGUCUGGCUUGCAUUUGUUCCUGCGAGUGCCCCGUACUCGCCAGCGAAGCACGUGACAGGUGCUCUAACCAUUCGAGCGGCGAUUGAUGCCAGACCACUGCGCAAUCGACUCAGUAGUAUAAUCGAUCACUGUGAUACUGCUCCUACGAGUAGGGAAGAUGAUCUUCUACUAUUUUGGGUUGCAGGUCUUGGGGCCGUGGCAAGUGAGCUCGUUGAAAAUCAAGAAUGGUUUGCCGUUCAAUUCCAGCGCUACGCAAGAAAACUUGCCGUGUAUUCUUGGGACGACUUCAUCGAAGUGAAUGACGCAUUCUUGUUGUUGGACAGACUUCAGCAACAUAAUCUUACAAAGUUGAGUUGGUUGCUGCAACGAGCCAUUUACGCAGAAAGCUCAGACGAGGAUGCCACGCCCGAAUGA
Exophiala bonariae is the source of this 1686-nucleotide messenger RNA. RefSeq lists its product as uncharacterized. Lineage: Eukaryota; Fungi; Ascomycota; Eurotiomycetes; Chaetothyriales; Herpotrichiellaceae. Bases 1 to 1686 code for a protein of 561 amino acids. The transcript has a single exon. The record is from RefSeq and is a predicted model, not a curated record.